This is a messenger RNA of Trypanosoma rangeli, 1575 nucleotides long. RefSeq lists its product as uncharacterized. The record is from RefSeq and is a predicted model, not a curated record. Bases 1 to 1575 code for a protein of 524 amino acids. The transcript has a single exon. Lineage: Eukaryota; Euglenozoa; Kinetoplastea; Trypanosomatida; Trypanosomatidae.
AUGGACACGGCUAAAGGCGGGGUGGUGCUUGCCGGUGUCUGUAUUGGAAUGUGGAUGGUGGCCACUGCCCUCUGUUUGUCUCGCACUCCUUUGCUGCUGGAGGACCGCCAUAGUCCUAUUGCAUCACCGCUAGUAAUGGUGAAGGUUGUCAUUCUCGUUCUGCUCGUUCUUUGGGCGCUCUGUUAUGCGGGGCUGGGCGAGCUUGGCUUGCUCUUUUCGGAUGCAUACUGGCGUAUUAUACCCGCCUGCAUUUUCCACAUACUCGUGCUUCAGCUCCUGCGGCCAAUGGCGGUGAUGCUUUUUUGCGUCGUGAUCUCCACGCCGGCGUCCUGUUUGCAGAGUGCGGUGCAUGCCAAUGCAAGGCGAGAGAUGUCCCCAUCUAACCAACAGGCGGAUUGUGUGGCGAUGUUGCCAGUGGAUACGGGAGAAAAGUUCCAUGUGCCGUACCUGCGCCGCGAGGGGUUAGUUGGCGUGGACUUUCGCGGGACGUGCUCGGUGGGCGAGGAACUGGAUUCCGUAAGGCAGUCACGGAACCUGCCUGGUGUGGCUGGGGAAUUCACACACCUAACGGAUCCGAGUUGUGCGUCUGUGACGAAUACAGAGGGCUUAGAACUUGUCGACAGCAUACCUUUGACGAAGUGCGGCGAUAUUCACUACUCGCAGCUUAGUCAUAUUAUUAACACGGCAAAGGUAUUAGGCAGCGUCGACGGAGACAGCACGGGGCGGCCACUGCCGGGAGGAUGGGACCCGUCCCAAGUGAAGGGACCUGUGGGUGGGAAGCUGCAACAGGAAAGCAAUGGUAGUGAGGUUUUGCCAGUUUAUCCGGUCAAUGCGAAGGCGAAGGCGUCAGAAGAGGUUGCAGACUACAAUAUUUAUAGCGAUGAGUGCAGCGGCAUGCAUGUGCCUCCUAGCCGACGUUGUAGUAGGGUUCUUUCUGCUUUCGGCUACUGGCUUAUUGGUCGCCUGCCGCCCGUGGGUGUCGUGGGGAUGCAGAAAGACGCAACGGAGCAGUGGUCGCGUCUCUUACUGUGGCGAGUAGCGCUGCGCAUGCAGCCGCUUAUUUUUGUGUGGUGUAUGUCCAUCGGCCUGAGCUCCGUCUUUGUCGCAUUUUUGCUGAUGGACAAUGUGCGUGGCUGCAUGGAACGUAACUCAGAGAUCUCUGUGUGCCGAACCUCUGGCAUGGAAGGUUUAACCCCGCCACGACUGCAUCUCCCUCGCUCCCUCAGUAUUAUAGCACUUGUAGACAACGCACUGUUGCUUUUGCUGUGGGUUGUAUGCGGUGUGGAAUGUCUCAGCCACAUUGGCAAUGUCAUGACAAAGCAGAGCUUUGCACGCACCUACGUUAUGGGGGCGUUGGUGCUGAUCUUGCAUACGUUGUAUGAUUCUGUGGAGCUAUUUGAUGAGCUCCGGUACAAUGGACUGGUGGCCGUGGUGAUGCUCACACUGAGGAACGUGUGCGACAUUGUCUUGGUUGUGCUGAUUGCACUGCGCCUGGGCAACAGCAACAGACGGAUGCCGUGGUGGGAGCGCUUUAGCGAGUCGUUGUGGCAUAAGGUGACCAAGACCACGGGGUGA